GAGCCUGUCUAACUCCACACACAAACACACUCACACUGGGACUCACACUGGGACACUGUCACAAAUAGACAGAAAGACUUAGUCUUUUAACAUGACCGGCAUGGAUACAAGACUUCAACACAACCGAGACAAAUCACAUGGGAUAGGAUGCAACGAUAACGCGGUGAAAUACCUCAACCAGGACUUUGAAGCGCUAAGGAGAAGCUGCCUGGAGAGAGGGCAGCUGUUUCAGGAUGACUGCUUUGAAGCUCUGCCUUCAUCCUUAGGGUUUAAAGAUCUUGGACCUAACUCCUACAAAGUUCGGGGCAUCACCUGGAAGAGACCCACGGAAUUGUGCUCCAAUCCACAAUUCAUAGCUGCAAAUGCUACAAGGACUGACAUUUGUCAAGGAGCUCUUGGCGACUGCUGGCUCCUGGCAGCUAUCGCCUCCUUGACCCUCAACAAACAGGUUUUGUCUCGUGUUGUCCCCCAUGACCAAAGCUUUGACGAGAACUACGCUGGCAUCUUUCACUUUGAGUUCUGGCAGUUUGGUGAGUGGGUGGAUGUGGUGGUUGAUGACCGCCUGCCAACCAGAGAUGGAGAACUGCUGUUUGUUCACUCAGCAGAGAGUUCAGAGUUUUGGAGCGCACUGCUGGAGAAGGCCUACGCCAAGCUCAAUGGAUGCUACGAGGCUCUUUCUGGAGGCAGCACCAUUGAGGGUUUCGAGGACUUCACUGGAGGCAUUGCUGAGAGGCAUGAUCUGAGCAGACCAGAUCCCCAUCUCUUCCAUAUCAUUGAGAAGGCCUUGGCCAGAGGCUCGCUUCUGGGAUGCUCCAUUGAUGUUUGUUUGAGCUUCUUGUUUCACUCUCAUGUUAAUGGUCUCCUCGUGAUAUCUGGUGGGUUUUACCUCACAAACUUUUCCUCUCCAUCCCAGAUUACCAGCGCAGCCGACUCAGAAGCUGUUACAUAUCGCAAGUUGGUAAAGGGCCAUGCCUACUCCGUGACAGGAGCGGAAAAGGUGGAGUAUAGAGGAAACACUGAGAGGCUGAUAAGGAUUAGAAACCCAUGGGGUCAGGUGGAGUGGAACGGAGCCUGGAGUGACAAGUCUUCUGAGUGGAGAUAUGUGAGCGACGAUGACCGGGAGAGGCUUGUCAACCGUUGUGAGGAUGGGGAGUUCUGGAUGUCAUUUAAGGACUUCCUGCGCCAAUAUUCUCGACUUGAGAUCUGCAACCUGACCCCUGAUGCGCUCAGCAGCGAUGAGUUCAAGAAAUGGGCAGAGAUAGAAUUUGAGGAGACAUGGAGAAGGGGCGUGUCAGCUGGUGGCUGCAGAAAUUUUCCAAAUAGCUUCUGGAUGAAUCCUCAGUUUGUCAUAAAGCUGGAGGACUUGGAUGAUGAUCCUGAUGAUGGAGAGGAGGGCUGCACCUUCAUUGUGGGCUUGAUGCAGAAGAACAAGCGCCGUAUGAGGAAAAUGGGGGAGGAUCUGGAGACCAUCGGCUUUGCCAUCUAUGAGCUGCCUGAGGAGUGUGCUGGCCAAAGGCAAGUGCACCUGAAGAGAAACUUCUUCUUGCGCAAUUGUUCUAAAGCACGCUCCGAGACCUUCAUCAACCUGCGAGAAGUGUGCAACCGCUUCUGUCUUCCGCCUGGAGAAUACCUCAUCAUCCCCUCCACCUUUGAGCCCAACAAGAAUGGAGACUUCUAUGUGCGGGUGUUCUCUGAGAAGUCGGCUGAUUUCCAGGAGAUUGAUGAUCCUGUUGACUGCCAUGUUGAGCAGACCAAUAUUGAUGAAGAUGACAUCAGUGACAGGUUCAAGAGACUGUUUGGACAGCUUGCCGGACAUGAUGUGGAGAUUUCGGCAUUCGAGCUGCAGAGAAUCCUCAACCGAGUGAUAAUGCACAGAGAUGACAUCAAAACCAGUGGCUUUAGCCUGCCAACUUGCCGCAACAUGAUCAACCUGCUGGAUAAAGAUGGAAGUGGCAAACUGGGACUGGUAGAAUUUAAGAUCCUGUGGACAAAGAUUGAGAAGCUCCUGAAUGUGUACAGAGAGAAAGACGCAGACCAAAGCGGCUGUAUGAGCUCCUCUGAAAUGCGGAUGGCUGUUGAAGAGGCUGGUUUCUCUCUCAACAACGCUCUGCAUCAGAUAAUUGUGGCCCGCUACAGUGACCCAGACCUCACCAUUGACUUUGACAGCUUUGUGUGCAGCAUGAUCCGCUUGGAGACACUCUUCAACACCUUCAAGACUCUGGACGAGAAAGGGUCUGGUAGGAUACAGCUGGGUUUCAUGGAGUGGAUGGAUCUAGCAAUGUUGUAGAGGAGCUCUGACUACUGACGGUGGAAGAAGCAUCAACUCUGAUUAUUUGCUGUGUGUUGUCUGUCUAAACUGACAUGUCUGUUGCAUGUCAGUUUAAUCAAUAGUUCCUGAUCUUAAGGGAAGGUAAUGUCUUUAAGUUUGAUAUAAUCCACAAGCAUAAUAAAACCACAAUGUCCUGUAAGUAAGAA
Messenger RNA from Epinephelus lanceolatus (giant grouper), 2475 nucleotides. RefSeq names its product calpain-2 catalytic subunit-like. Gene Ontology annotation, biological process: proteolysis. Gene Ontology annotation, molecular function: calcium-dependent cysteine-type endopeptidase activity; calcium ion binding. Lineage: Eukaryota; Metazoa; Chordata; Actinopteri; Perciformes; Serranidae. Gene Ontology annotation, cellular component: cytoplasm. The record is from RefSeq and is a predicted model, not a curated record.